Rosa rugosa (rugosa rose) is the source of this 1754-nucleotide messenger RNA. RefSeq names its product malate dehydrogenase [NADP], chloroplastic. The transcript is spliced from 14 exons. Gene Ontology annotation, molecular function: L-malate dehydrogenase (NADP+) activity; L-malate dehydrogenase (NAD+) activity. Bases 128 to 1447 code for a protein of 439 amino acids. Lineage: Eukaryota; Viridiplantae; Streptophyta; Magnoliopsida; Rosales; Rosaceae. The record is from RefSeq and is a predicted model, not a curated record. Gene Ontology annotation, biological process: oxaloacetate metabolic process; malate metabolic process; tricarboxylic acid cycle.
UCCUCUUCAUCUCCCAACCUCUCCCUCCCUCCAAAUCAGUCUCUUUCUCCUUUUCUCUUCUCAAACUUGGAAGUUCCUCUCUUUCUUUCUUAUCUUUUUUACCCAGCUUCUAUCUUUCUCUGCUGCCAUGGCAGUAGCAGAGCUCUCAACCCCUUCAUUCACCAACACCCGCCUUGUUCACCCAUCCAAGCUCUCCUUCUCAACCACCCAUCUCCACUCUCACCGCCGUCUUGCUUUUCCACCUCUCUCUCGCACCCAAAAUGCUAGAAUCUCUUGCUCUCUUGCACCCAAUCAAGUUCAAGCUCCUGCUCCUGCGCAAACUGAAGAGCCCAAGAACAAGCCCGAGUGUUAUGGCGUGUUUUGCCUCACCUAUGAUCUCAAAGCUGAAGAAGAGACAAAAUCCUGGAAGAAAUUAAUUAAUGUUGCGGUCUCAGGUGCAGCUGGAAUGAUUUCUAAUCAUCUACUGUUCAAACUUGCGUCGGGUGAGGUUUUUGGGGCAGACCAACCUGUUGCAUUGAAACUACUGGGAUCUGAAAGAUCAUUUGAAGCUCUCGAAGGAGUUGCUAUGGAAUUGGAGGAUUCCCUAUUUCCUCUGUUGAGGGAGGUGAUCAUAAGUAUUGAUCCAUAUGAGGUGUUCCAAGAUGUUGACUGGGCUCUACUAAUAGGAGCAAAGCCUAGAGGUCCUGGAAUGGAACGAGCUGAUUUGUUGGAUAUAAAUGGGCAGAUCUUUGCAGCGCAGGGAAAGGCUCUUAAUGCUGUUGCAUCUCGUAAUGUCAAGGUGAUUGUGGUUGGCAACCCUUGUAACACAAAUGCACUAAUUUGUUUGAAAAAUGCUCCGAACAUUCCUGCUAAAAAUUUUCAUGCUUUGACACGGCUGGAUGAAAAUAGAGCAAAAUGUCAGCUGGCCCUCAAAGCUGGUGUCUUCUAUGAUAAAGUUUCAAACGUGACCAUCUGGGGAAAUCAUUCUACCACUCAGGUCCCAGAUUUCUUAAAUGCUAGAAUUGAUGGCUUGCCUGUCAAAGAGGUCAUCAAGGAUCACAAGUGGUUAGAGGAGGAGUUUACACACAAGGUCCAGACGAGAGGAGGUGCUCUCAUAAAAAAGUGGGGAAGAUCUUCAGCUGCAUCAACUUCCGUGUCGAUUGUAGAUGCCAUAAAGUCCUUGGUUAAUCCUACCCCUGAGGGCGACUGGUUUUCUUCUGGUGUUUACACCAACGGAAAUCCCUAUGGUAUAGCAGAGGAUAUAGUAUUCAGUAUGCCAUGCAGAUCCAAAGGGGAUGGAGAUUAUGAACUUGUGAAGGACAUAAAAUUUGACGAUUAUCUUCUCAAGAGAAUAACAAAGAGUGAAGCUGAGUUACUAGCUGAGAAAAGAUGUGUUGGUCACUUAAUUGGGCAGGGUAUUGCUUUUUGUGAUUUGCCCGAGGACACUAUGCUUCCUGGAGAGAUGUAAUUGUAACCAGAUAAUUCUAUAUCUUGAAAACUUCCACGAAAGCUACAACAAUGAGCAAAUGGAUCAAACCAUACGAUAUUUGUUUAUGUAGAGUAAGUAUGAAAAUAAAUUAGAGGGGAAUAACAUCAAAUCAUUUGUCAAAUCUUGAGAUUGUAAUAAGUUUCUUACAUUGUGCAGGAUAGAGCUUGAACUAAUACAUAUACCUUUUUGUAAUUGUAUGAUUGUUUGUUUAGUUUCUUGUGGCCUAAAUGUAAGUAGUUGCAGACAACUAUUGAAUUCAGAAAUGAUAUAUGAUUCUUAAGAUCCA